AUGCUGAUUCUCCUGGGUCUGACCCUUAAAUGGGGGCACGCAGUAUUUGUGAUAAAGACGCCAACAACUAGUGUUUCGAAGUUGGUUGGCCAAAGUCUGAUUAAACCAAAAAGAAUCAAGCCUUAUCUAUCUAUCUAUCUAUCUAUCUAUCUAUCUAUCUAUCUAUCUAUCUAUCUAUCUUAUCUAUCUAUCUAUCUAUCUAUCUUAUCUAUCUAUCUAUCUAGCAAGUCUUAUCUAUCUAUCUAUCUAGCAAGUCUAUCCUAUCUAUCUGUCUAUCUAGCAAGUCUAUCCUAUCUAUCUAUCUGUCUAUCUAGCAAAUUUAUAUAUCUAUCUAGCAAGUCUAUCUAUCUAUCUAUCUAUCUAGAAAGUCUAGCAAGUCUAUCUUUCUAUCUACCUACCUACCCAUUUACCUUAGUCUGUUUCUAUUUAUCUAUCUAUCCAUCUAUCACCCUACCUACCUACCUACCUACCUACUUCAGUCUUUAUCUAUCUAUCUAUCUAUCUAUCUAUCUAUCUAUCUAUCUAUCUAUCCUUUUUUGGCUUCCCACGUCUCCGUUGUUGUGGUCUCCUCCCCUUCAUUGUGGCCUCCGCUUUCUCGCGCGUUUUUCUUAUGCAUCCUAUUUCACCCACCUCUUCUGUACCCCUCCUCCCACGUCUCGGAGGCGGCAACCACGAAGUGCCACCGCUACUGUUGCUGUUACUCAAGGAGAACGGUUCUGGCAGUGGUGA
This is a messenger RNA of Acanthosepion pharaonis, 729 nucleotides long. NCBI's taxonomy places the organism in Eukaryota, Metazoa, Mollusca, Cephalopoda, Sepiida, Sepiidae. The record is from the annotation of a GenBank genome assembly.